Venturia canescens is the source of this 6181-nucleotide messenger RNA. RefSeq names its product Proline-rich Akt substrate 40 kDa (gene PRAS40). Gene Ontology annotation, biological process: neurotrophin TRK receptor signaling pathway; negative regulation of TOR signaling; negative regulation of protein kinase activity. The record is from RefSeq and is a predicted model, not a curated record. Bases 1601 to 2818 code for a protein of 405 amino acids. The transcript is spliced from 8 exons. NCBI's taxonomy places the organism in Eukaryota, Metazoa, Arthropoda, Insecta, Hymenoptera, Ichneumonidae. Gene Ontology annotation, cellular component: cytoplasm.
UACGAGGAAACGAAAGUGUAUGUGUCAAAAAACAAGAAAACAACAUCAAAUCGACGAUGUGAAAUCGAAACAUCGAAAAUCCAAAAAAAUUUCGUUAAAAUUUAAAUUUCGAAUUGUGCAUUACGAAAAAGAAGACAAGAAGGAAUUUGUUUUGCCGACCGAGCAAAUCAAAAGCAAAUAAAUACGAUUCGAAAAUAUCAUCUAUAUAUAGUAAAUGUUCGAAGCAAAAUUUUCUCUCGAAAUUAUUUUUUCAUAUCAAGGGCGGUAUUUAAUUUCAUUAUAGCGAGAACAAUGCGUGUAACCAAUCCAUUGUGCGACAAAAGCAUAUGUAAUUUUGAAUUGGUUACCAAAAACCGCGUAAUUCUUACCACUCUAGUCAGAUUGACGUUUUCGCGUAAUUCAAUGUCGCAGCGAGAAAAUUUUGAAACUAUUUUUACUAGAAUUUUUCAAACGCAAAUAUUUAAAUAUAGUUUUUUACCCUAUCGUGUAGUGAUGAUAAAAAUCGUAUUCAAUAUCAGUUGUUUGUAUGAAUAGCGAGUAUGUUUUUGUCUUCGCGAGAGAGCUAGGAUCGCACACAUAUCGACAACGACCAACGACAUCCAUAAAUCAGUGUUUAUUUUUAGUAAGAGAGGAGAGCAUACACUCGCUCGUACGACACGAGAAUUUUGGUGAACAUUUGUAAAUAUAUAUAUAUGUAGAUGUAUCACAUAUAUACCACAAAAUAUAUGAAUACGUGCAGGUAUAUACGUAUGUAUUAAUUUACGGGUGAAUUGAAAUACAGUCAAUACAGUGUGACAUUGGAUGUUUGUUCAAAUUGAUCGUGCUGAAACAAAAAAAGUAAAUGAACCACUCUAAAGUACCGAAUCUUAAUAUAGUGGCGUGUUUUCGUUCAACCGAAGCGGACCGAGAAAAUCUAUUAAUGAUAUAGAUGAGGUGCUCAGUGUGUUGUUUUUUUUCAACUCAAGUGAAAUAACUUUGAUAUUGAGUGUCAUUUUAUUUGAGAAUUAAUAUCGAUAUUAAGUGAUAUUUCUUUCGAUUAAAGAGACGAAGAAAGGAAAAAAGCAACGAUUAAUUGUGCCUUCGAGAUAACAGUGCAAAAAAAAUAAAAUAUACGGUAACGAGUGUGUGUUUCGGAGCGAGCCGCAGUUAGACCGACCGCACGUACGCACCCGUUCUACGCCUGUGUUCCCUUUCGUUUUUUUUCGUUCUUUCUUUAUUUUUCUUAAUACGCUAUCAUUUUUUCCGAUGCUCUGUUCUCUAUGAGAAUUCUCUGAACGUACUAUAUUGUGACUCGUGAAAUGUUGGAAUAAACGCGAUUGUACAGUGUUCACAAGUUAUUGGCUUUUAUUGCAAUUGUUACAAAAGAAAAACAUCGUCGCGUAUUUUUUUUCAUUGUUACGAGAGAUUCGGCAGAAGCCCGGAGAGUGACAGAGUACGAGGGAGAAAGAAAGAGUUUGGAUAGUGCGAGCUUGAACUCGGAUAAAGAGACUUCACUUUUUUUGACUCUCUACCCUUUUCCUUUGUUUGGAGCUCGAAAACUUUCGAAAAUUGACCUUUUUUUAUAUUUUUUCUCUUAUCUUUGCACCGUUCACAAAACAUCAUGUAUAUUACGUGUAAAUGCUUGAACGUCUCGAUACGAACGAGAGGCAAUGAAUUGAAGGACGUUAAGGACGAUGAUUUGGAGAUCAAUCCGGCCGAACGUGCCGCUGGCUUUUUUAAUGAGAAACUCGCUACGGUCACUGAACUCGAAGGUAUAACUAAGGAACAAUCUGGUCUUGUAGAAGUGAGAAAUGUUGGAUCCUGGAUCAUUCAUUAUUGUUACAAUUGUUCAAUUUACACCCACGCCGUUCAUAGAGAACACGGCGCUGCUUUGGUUCUCAUUAACACCAAUAUGAUUAUGUCUUCCGAUGAAAUAGACAAAAUGAGAGCUAGUCCUAACUAUAGUCCUGUAUUCAGGAUAGUCAUCGUCCGGAAUAGUUUGGAUGAUGGAGAUCUUCUUCAACCGCCAACAAAAUUUUCUGUUUCUCAGCUAUCAAGGCCACGACAAAUGGCCUUGGCAGGCAUUCAGCAACAACUCGAGGAAGCUGUACAGAGACAAGUUGCUGCGACAGAGGAAAAAAUUCGUGCAUUCACCGCCGAACAAUAUCAGAUUUUGGAACAAUUUCGGGAAAAAGCACAUGCAGAACAUACCAUUUUAACAAGGUUGAUUUGCAACAGUGAAGAUACCGGAAAAACGACUAACAACGUUGAAGACAGACCGAACCCGACUCCUGAGAGAGUUAAAGUUAAUUCAACUACCUCAAUAGCACAAUCGAUAAAUUCACAGUCACCGAAUGUUCUCCCUGGCGUGAUCACCGGUGAAAAUAUCAGGCAUCAGGCAGCACCGAAACAUCCAGCUCAUUUACAAAUGAACGGAGGUAACAAAAAGAAAGACAAAGUACAAGUAUUUUGCCAAGAGCCGAGUAGUUUCAAUGAAGAAGCGAUGUUUUCCAUCGAAGGAAUGGACGACGCCUUUUUUCCAGAACAAUUACAACCGUCCGAGGAUGAAUCUGAAACGGACGGUCACGACGAAGGGAUUCAUCUACCGAGAGGUCAGAGAGGAGGCCAUCCAACUUUGGCCAAAUCACUGCCCGUUAGCGUACCUGCUUUUCCAUCAUUCAUAGAAAGGACCAUUCAGGAUGAGGAUGACGAUCAGCUAUCCAGAGAUCCACUUGAUCCACACAACAUUCGAGCUUCAAUGAAAGCUCUCGCCAAAAGCAUACACGGUGACACAGUUUUUGGAGAUUUGCCUCGUCCACGUUUCUCAACGCAGAUCUGACUUGAAAGAGCUGCAGCCUCGCCAAUAACAACGAUCUUAUUCGAUAUCCCAUCAAUUCAGCUCGUUACUAGAAAAACACACGGUCAGUCGUCAUUCGCCACUGAGCGAACGUCACAAUAGUUCGAUAAGAGGAUUUGAGGAUAUUUUUGCACGUACCAAUCUCAGUCAAAUAUUUUGUUGCAUCAGAAGUUCGAUAUUUAGCGGUGGGAGAAUUGUUUUUUUUUUUUUAAAUUUCUGAAUCUUUCACCCUUGAUAUUGUAAUACGAUCAAAGAAUUGUGAUAUCGUUAACAGAUACUUUAAAAAUAAUCUGAUUAUUUAUCCUCUCGAAAAUUUUAAGGCAUUUUCGUUUGAAAUUUUCCCCCAAGCCACUAGAAUAUGGUAAAUUUCUCAAAACAUGUUUUUGUAAACAAAUCCAAUUUUCAUUCGAGUUUCUUUGCACGAAUUUGCUCAAUUAAAGUAUUUGUAAAUUUUCAAACAAACAAAAUUCAUGACCACAAAGACAACAACAGAUUUGUUUUAAAAAGUAAAACUUGGGAUUCCACUUUUAACAAUUUCUCAAAAAGUCCUUGGUAGUAAAAUUGUAACUUCCAAAGUGUUAUUUUUCACAGAUUUUUCUCCGACAACUAAUAUAAAUAACUGUUACAAUUGAAUCUUUGACUGAGAACAUAGAAGAUUUGUAACGUGAGACUGGUCGAUGGUUACAACAGAAGGGUCAUAUGCAUUAAAUAAUAACGAAACGUGAAUAUUUGAACCACUGCGUAUCUCGUAGAAAAAAUUUGAGCGAUUAUUCAUGCCUUAAAAUACACUUCAUACCGUAAUAAUCGUAGUUUGUUUUUGGUAGCUGUACGAAGAAGCUUUAAUGAAAAAUGAAAUGAACCCUCGUCAACCCAGCAUUUACUGGCAAGAACUGAGGCUAUGUUUUUUAGAUAACGUGAAAAAGCGAUAUAUUGCAGAAAAACAAUGAAUCAAUGAUACAAAAUACAAGAUCGACGUAUUAUUCGUUCGUACGAUCGCAUAAAAGUGUCUUGAUUUAAAAAUACAGAAUACUUUUUUUCAUGGUGUUUUAUUUCGCUUGUAGUCAACGCGGCUAUGUAAAAUGCAUGUUUGAACAUGGAGUUCAUUUGAACGAUGCUACCAAAACAAAACGUCCGAAAAAUCAUCGAUAAUUCAUUUUUUACGUCAAAUAAAACAUUUUUAUCGAUGCCCUUGAGAGGUUUGGUCAAUGACACGUUUGUAAAUGAAGCUUUUAUAAAAGAACAAUGUUCGAGAUCUCGAAAAGUUUGUAACAUCCCGGUUAAGUCUGACUUUCAGCCUGCAAAUAAUAUUCAAAGAGCGUUCAAUGAUGUAUUAUAAGCGCAAUCGUUUUUUUGUAGUUUUUUUUACCAUUUUACUUUUUUGCUAAAAUAGGUUCUGGUGUGACAUACCCAUUUUCUAUUCAGAAUACUGUAGAAUUGCCAAUUGUUUUUUUCCCCCCUUUUCGAAGAAUGUGAUUUUGUAUUUGUGGAUAAUAUUUUUAAAUGUGGUCAUUUGGAAUCUCGUUAAGUGGAAAAACCGGGUAAUUCCGCUGUGACGAGUAAUUUGAUUACGAUUCAUAAAACCAUUAUGGUGCAGUUUCUUCGGACUUUUUCACAUAUAAAUCUUUUGAGUUUUUGGAGUUUGGUACGACAAAAUAUUUGUUUUUAUAAGCGAUGCCAUGUAUACAUUAUACAAAAGUGAUCGAGAAAGAAGCAAAGAGCUUUCCGAUUAUUUUCUUUUCAUGCGUUUUCUUCUUUUAUUAUAAUUUACGAAAAAAUGCGUCUUUUUGACAAACAUAAUAACUCUGACCGAAAACUGUAAAAUAUUUUUGACAAUGGCUAAACAAAACAGUGAUAUUUUUGUUGGCUUGAAAGAACUGUCAAUGAUAUAUAAAUUCAUUUCGGUGGUUAUUUUUUUGUUUAAUUGUAUGUUGCACAUUCAUGUAUUUUUUUGCUUACUACAGUAGCAACACCAUUGUGAUACGACCAUAGGCGAAUUUAGUCUGUGUUGAAAAAUAAAAAAUCAUUCGUACAUGGCUCUAGAAUUAGUAAUAGAAACAUAUAAUCGGAGAGAAGUGCGAUGCUUGUUUCAGUCAGGACGGAUCCGUAAAUUCGUCGUGCAAAAAAAUCCACAUUGGCCUUAUGAUAUAAUUGUAAAUUGUAAUAUUUUUUAAUAUCGUUUAAUUAAAUAUUUUGUUUAUUUUUUAACCUAUAAAAAUGAAGAAUGACAGAAAAAGAAGCAAAAAAAAGUAGAGAAACAACUUGAGCCAUUAGCUGUUAUAGUUUUUACAUGUUUAAAUGAUGAAAUUGUGAAAUUUGCCACGAAUGAUAUAUUUUACUUUAUAGAGUUAUGUAUCUUUUCUCUUUUUAUUUAAAAAGAUAUGGAAGAACCACCGAAACGUUGCGUUGGAAUUAAAUCGCGCGCAUGUUAUAGAUUAUGAUCGUACUGAUAUAAUUAGUAAUAAUUCGAAACCAGUUAUUAAUGUAAACACAUUCGAUCUAUUGCAACUACCGAUAGUUCAAACGUAAAAUAGAUUUUUUUACUAAAGAUCGUACACAAUUGAUACUCGAUUCUCAUCAAUCAUUAUUUUAUAAAGAGUUCUCUCAUAGUUUUAUCGUAUUAUAAUAACGAGGUAAAUGACUGACAAUGACGUAUAGUGUUUUUCUACACCGAUAUUAUUCAGUAUCCAGGUGCUUUGUGCAUUCAUUUGCAUCCCUUACAAUAGUCAAUCACGUUCAUAAAUACUGUUUGUUUCGAUUUUUCAUUUCCAUCGAUAAUGACAUGUUACGAAGUGAAUCAUUUAUAAAAUAGCUUCGCUGAGUCACGAAAUACUUGAAUUUCACGUUACCACUGAUAGUCAUGUAAACAAAAAGGAAAAAAUGAAUAACUGUUUCCGCUAAAUCAUCCAUCAUUCAGGCAUGUUCGUGAAAAGCAUUUUGGAGAGUGUUGCAGUCAAUAAAACGACCAAUUUUUCUACGCUCCUUUCUCUUUGAUUUUUUCAUCAUUGAAUUUCGCUUUAGCCGAAUAACCUGAAGCGUCAUUGUUAGUUACCAUCUUUAUUAAUAAUAAGCGAUUUUCCACAGAGUGUCCACGAAUCAUUAGAAGAGCAAUGUUGUCCAGCUUAUUGUCAUUGUGAGAGAAAAAAAUACACUGUGAAAUUUUUGUAUUUUGUUUUUUUUUUUUGGAAUGCGAAUGACGUUGCGACGAGUCAAGAAAUUGCUUAUACUACAAACGAAGAACGAUUGAAUGAUUGUACAAUGAGGAUAACGAAAACAAAAAAGCUCUUAUAUCAUGUACCAUACAAAGGAUCUAUUGAAAAUAAAGAGAAUAUACUCAUUAUACUGAAA